Molecule: messenger RNA, 767 nt
Organism: Paramacrobiotus metropolitanus
Lineage: Eukaryota; Metazoa; Tardigrada; Eutardigrada; Parachela; Macrobiotidae
Product: acidic leucine-rich nuclear phosphoprotein 32 family member B-like
Exons: 3
Coding region: 90-767 (225 amino acids)
Molecular function (GO): protein binding
Source: RefSeq, a predicted model, not a curated record
CAACCUGCGCUGUUUGUCGGCUAACGCGUGCGGAUUGACCUCCGUUGUCGGAUUGCCACUGAUGCCGAACCUGACGUUCCUCCAGCUGAAUGACAACCGUCUCGGGUUCGCGGAGAACAACCCCCCAGCUGGCGGCCCUGGCCCGGACCACGCCUAAUCUGAAGCGCCUGACGUUGGCCAAUAACGGCAUCAUCACUGUCCAACAGCUGGAACCACUGAAGAACCUGCCAGCCCUGCGGACCGUGGACCUCUACUCCAAUACCGUCACCAGAGCCCAUCAUCGGCAACUGGUUUUGGCGGUACCGCAGGUCGUGCGUUGGGAUGGUGACGGCGGGGACUUUGAGAGUGACAGCGACGAAGAAAUGAAAGAGCGCUUCAUGUUUAUAGAACCGGCAACGGACAGCGAAGAAGAAGACAAUGACGACGACGAAUCCAUGGCCGAAUCAGAUCACACUUGGAUUUUGCCUGGUGCCGAAACUCCAGACUGGAUGCACAGCAGCGAUGAAGAAAUGCCGGACUCGGGCUCGGAGGCUGAAGACGAAGCAGACGGCAGUGGAGGCGACGACGUAAUUCCGGACUCGUGCUCGGAGGCUGAAGACGAAGCAGACAGCAGUGGAGGCGACGACGUAAUUCCGGACUCGUGCUCGGAGGCGGAGGACGAAGUGGAUGAAGAGGACGGCAGUGACCACGAAGGCGGCGGCCAGGACGACGGCGACAAGAAGGACAGCGACAAUGGCAAGGACGACGACGUUGUUUUGGUUGAGUAA